This is a messenger RNA of Lolium rigidum, 764 nucleotides long. RefSeq lists its product as uncharacterized. The record is from RefSeq and is a predicted model, not a curated record. The transcript has 2 exons. The coding region runs from base 151 to 762 and encodes 203 amino acids. Lineage: Eukaryota; Viridiplantae; Streptophyta; Magnoliopsida; Poales; Poaceae.
CUCAGCAAGCCAAGGCGCGCGCCAACCAAGCUAUUACUGCUGCCAUAGUGCCCUGUCUAUCUGAAUCAAGAGCAGCGCCCUCAAACCAACCCGAGAGCCCUGUCCAUCUGAAUCAAGCAGCAGCGCCCUCAAACCAACCGAAGAGACGCCAUGGAUGCCACCACCGGCCGAGCGUACGAGGACUUCGUGCCUCCGCACAACAUGGUCACCGAGCCGGCGACCCACACUCUCACCGUCGACCUCUCCGCCGCAGGGUACAAGAAGGAGCACAUCAGGGUGCAGCUGGUCCGGAGCCACGGGCUGGUGGUCGUGCGCGGCGAGCGCGCCGUCGCAGGCAACCGCUGGAGCCGCUUCCGGCUCGAGUUCAGGGUGCCCGACGGCUGCGACGUCAAGGGCAUCCACGCCAAGUUCGAGGGAGGCGUCGUGCGGGUAACCAUGCCCGGGAUCAAGGCCGGGCCUGCAGCCGCGGUUGGCGGCAAGCUGCCGGAGCCCGCUGCCAGCAUUCGAGACGCUCGAGGAGGAGACAAGAAGGAAGACGAGAACGCGCAGAAACAGCCGGAGGAGGAGCGUGUGGUGAAAGAUGGUGGCCGCCUUGACCAUGGCGCCGGCGCCGUCGGAGGAAUGGAAGCGCUCGCUGCGCCGGCGUCAGGCCGCGGCUACAGCUACCUCCUGGAGCGUAGGAAGCUGCUGACCACCGUGGUCAGCGCGGUGCUCGUCCUGUUUAGCCUUGGCAUCUAUGUCAGGUACAGCUUCGGGGCAUGAGC